AUGGGAGAGCAAGCAGUAGUGGAGGAUCUGAUGGCGAAGCAGGCCUACAGGAUAGAGACAUCUUUUAUGGCCGCAAUGGACAGAUUCUCCUCAAAGCUACGGACGCUCUUUCAGGAGAGGAUGCCGGUAACGUCGUCCGCAACGCCUCCCAGAAUCGGACAGAGAAGCCAAGAGCGCGAGAGGUUUGAGCCCUACGGCGAAAGCAGCAGCCUCGGCCUCUCUGGCUGCACCCAGGCGUCAGGCUACGACCAGCAUUCUCAGCCGCCAACAAACAGCUGGGGCAAUCCCUCCCGGACCGACCUACCCAGCAGAAACGGCGUACGGCCCACUCCAUGCUUUGGCCGUGUCACUGAGGCAAAGCAGCCCCACACAUUCCGCGGUCCAGCAACUUGGCCCAGUUCACACUGUGGCUGUCCAGACCCAUCCCGACCCAAGCAACGCGACUGUUUCACCAUUACAUACGUCGUUAUUGCCGUCAGGCUCCCAUCUUCAGUACGUUUCGACCAUUCCAACAGCGACACAUACGUACCCUGGCCAAAUCGACGGCGCUUACCCAAUGCCGCUCGGUUCGGUCGUAACAGCCGAGCCUCUUGUUCAAGUGGCUCAACAGAUAAAGCCUCAGGACGAUGCGCAACAGGACCAGUGGCCACUUCCAACCCAGCUGGAGUCACCCCCUCAGGAUCCUCGGACCGAAGACACCCGGCGCACGACCAAGGACGGCCGGGGGCACCAAGUUAUACUGAGCUGUACCCACCCGGAAAGCCCAGGACUUGGCGCGACUUGCUCUCUAAGGCUUUUUGGGCACACCACACAUCAAAACACUCCGUGGGCACAUUUCCUUAUGUCUUGACCUACGGCCAUGACACUGGUAAACUAAUGGAGUUAGAGGUUCGAUUUCUUCGAGUUUCCAAGCGACUUAGGCGAAAGAUGAAGAACUACGCGCAAACCGUGCCCCGGAGUUUAGAAAAGUUAAGACAGUCAAGACUCGCCGCUUACGGUUCGGUGCGAGUUCAAGAAAAAAUGGCACCGAGGGCCUACGACAAAAAAGUCAAAAAGAAAAAAAGGGGGAAGUAG
This is a messenger RNA of Prunus armeniaca (apricot), 1074 nucleotides long. NCBI's taxonomy places the organism in Eukaryota, Viridiplantae, Streptophyta, Magnoliopsida, Rosales, Rosaceae. The record is from the annotation of a GenBank genome assembly.